Molecule: messenger RNA, 636 nt
Organism: Gryllus bimaculatus (two-spotted cricket)
Lineage: Eukaryota; Metazoa; Arthropoda; Insecta; Orthoptera; Gryllidae
Source: the annotation of a GenBank genome assembly
AUGAUGAAGACAAGAUAUGUACUUUUAACUACGUUUCUUACCACAGCAGUGCUUGCAAGCAUAAUUUUAACUCUAUAUUAUGUUUUAACUGGAAAGGGAGAGCGUAUAAGUGUUGCAUGGUUUCUAUCCGACUCAAGCCCUCAUAUGUGGGGUUGUAUUGGAAUUGGUCUAGCCGUGGCUCUGUCUGUUGUUGGAGCGGCAUUGGGAAUUCACACUACAGGAGUGAGCAUCGUUGGUGGUGGCGUGAAAGCACCAAGAAUUAAAACCAAGAAUUUAAUCUCCGUCAUUUUCUGUGAGGCUGUUGCUAUUUAUGGUCUCAUCACAGCCAUAGUUUUGUCUGGUCUUCUGGAAGAUUUUCCCUGGAAACAGGUACAAGACAACCCAUCUUUGAAGAGCAUAAAUUGGUUUUCAGGCUACCUGUUGUUUGGAGCUGGUGUGUCUGUUGGUUUGGUUAAUCUUUUCUGUGGUAUUACUGUUGGUAUUGUUGGCUCGGGUGCUGCUUUGGCAGAUGCAGCAAAUCCUGCCUUGUUUGUUAAAAUUUUAAUUGUAGAAAUCUUUGGUAGUGCUAUUGGGCUGUUUGGUCUUAUUGUCGGUAUUUACAUGACAUCUAAAUCUAAAAUGGGUGCAACUGAGUAA